CAUCUUUGCCCAAUAAUAAUGCAUAGACCGACUUACGAAAUAAAAUGGAUAGAGUUCCAGGAGAAAAGUUUAUAAUCCGGUCGCAACUUGCUAAAUCUCGCUCCCCCUUCUUUCUAUAUUUCAUCUACUUUUUGUCCUUCUCCUUUUUCGGGUUCUUCGCACUCAAGGUCUCUAAGCCAAGAACCACUUCACGUCCUCAUGACUUGGACCUCUUCUUCACUUCUGUCUCUGCCAUCACCGUCUCUUCCAUGUCCACCGUCGACAUGGAAGUCUUCUCCAACAUCCAACUUAUCAUUCUCACUAUACUCAUGUUUCUGGGCGGCGAGAUCUUCACUUCCUUUUUCAACCUCUACUUGUCCCAUUUUAAUAAAUUUGUCUUUCCUCAUAGCAAAAUCAGACAUAUUUUGGGCUAUUUCAAGGCGGCCCCUAAGAUCGAGAAUCAUCGUCUUGACGUAGAGAAUGUUACCGAUCGUCACGAAAUACCUAGCCAGAUUAAAGAAAGGGUAUCUAAGUGCUUGUACUGGGUGGUUCUUGGUUACCAUCUUGUAACAAACUUAGUUGGCUCGGUGUUGCUUCUCGUGUACGUAAACUUUGUUAUAACGGCAAGAGAUGUUCUUAGUUCCAAAGAUAUCUCACCUCUCACCUUCUCCAUUUUCACAACUGUCUCCACGUUCGUAAACUGCGGAUAUGUUCCCACAAAUGAGAACAUGGUCAUAUUUCGAAAGAACUCGGGUCUUCUCUGGUUCCUUAUCCCUCAAGUGUUGAUGGGAAACACUUUAUUCCCUUGCUUCUUGGUGUUGCUAAUAUGGGGAUUAGAUAAGACCACAAAACGUGAGGAGUUUGGUUAUAUUCUCAAGAACCACAAGAAGAUGGGAUAUUCUCAUCUACUAUCCCCUCGUCUUUGUGUUUUUCUUGGAUUGACGGUGUUAGGGUUUGUUUUGAUACAACUUCUUUUCUUCUGCACCUUCGCUUGGAGCUCGGAGUCUCUUGCCGGAAUGAAUUGGUAUGAGAAGUUGGUUGGAUCGUUGUUUCAAGUGAUAAACUCGAGACACACUGGAGAAACAAUUGUCGACCUCUCCACACUUUCCCCAGCUAUAUUGAUACUAUUCAUCCUCAUGAUGUACCUUCCCCCAUACACGUUAUUUAUGCCGUUCACCGUAAAAAAUAAGAGUGAAGAAAAUGAUUCUGGAUAUGUAAAGGAAGGAAAGAAGAGUGGGCUCUUCGUGUCACAACUUUCCUUUUUGGUGAUAUGCAUCGUUCUCAUUUCUAUCACCGAAAGGCAAAAACUAAGACAAGAUCCACUCAACUUCAACGUUCUUAACAUCACUCUUGAAGUUGUCAGUGCCUACGGAAAUGUGGGGUUCACGACCGGGUACAGCUGUGAACGGCGCUUGAACGUCAGUGAUGGUAGCUGUGAAGACGCGGGUUAUGGAUUUGCAGGAAGAUGGAGCUCCAGUGGAAAAUUCAUACUAAUAAUAAUAAUGUUUUAUGGUAGACUUAAGCAGUUCACAGCCAAAUCUGGUCGAGCAUGGAUACUUUAUCCCUCUUCCUGACAUAUCAUGCAUAUAUAAGUAUAAAAUAUAAAUAAUCUUGUUUGUCUCUUUGUGGGUGAUUUAUUAUAUAAUCCUGUAUGUAGUUUGCAUUUAUUGUUGAUAUUAGAAAGUUUGUGAAAUAAUGAAAAUACAAUGUGUGGAGUCUAUUAUCCUGC
Eruca vesicaria subsp. sativa (arugula) is the source of this 1708-nucleotide messenger RNA. The record is from the annotation of a GenBank genome assembly. NCBI's taxonomy places the organism in Eukaryota, Viridiplantae, Streptophyta, Magnoliopsida, Brassicales, Brassicaceae.